Thunnus maccoyii (southern bluefin tuna) is the source of this 2548-nucleotide messenger RNA. Its product is annotated as ubiquitin carboxyl-terminal hydrolase 37-like. The transcript is spliced from 18 exons. Gene Ontology annotation, biological process: G1/S transition of mitotic cell cycle; protein deubiquitination. Bases 420 to 1904 code for a protein of 494 amino acids. Gene Ontology annotation, cellular component: nucleus; cytosol. The record is from RefSeq and is a predicted model, not a curated record. Lineage: Eukaryota; Metazoa; Chordata; Actinopteri; Scombriformes; Scombridae. Gene Ontology annotation, molecular function: cysteine-type endopeptidase activity; cysteine-type deubiquitinase activity.
AUGUCAGUUUUUAUUUAAGGAAUAUUUUGAAUGAGGUUUAUUUCUAUUUCUAUUGUGGUAUUGGUAAUUUUCCUUACGUAACGUUAAAUGUUUGUAGCUAGCUAGUGGGGGAAUUACAGUAUAUACAGUAUUUAGGGGCUUAAUGAACCUCGGAUGGGUCACCUGGGCAACGGUCUCUGAUUGUUGAAAGAUCUCAAACACCCAAUGACCUCAGGAAACAUCACUGAUGAUGUAUGAUGUCGCAAAGCACUUUUUUUUUUUACAUAUCUGCAUAAAUUAGAACUAUUGAUUAUUACAUCACGGCAUUCUGACUCCUUAGAUUAAAAUUCAUAUAUAACUGACAGUUCAGUUCGCCUGCUGAAACAGACAGACAAGUACAGUUUGACCUUCAGUUUUAAGUGUUGGAAACAGUUAGCAAGAUGUUUGCACUGUGUCGUUUUCAGAAGAAGAAACCUGUGGAAAGUAUUGUGGCACAUGAGAGCCAACAGCGCCCCGGCUCUCAUGAGAGUGUUGCUGCCACCACUCCAGCUUCAGCCACGUCUGCUGAGGCUGGAAAGCAGACUAAGAUCAAGAAGGUUCCUUGGAGGAACCGGCUCUUCGGUCACCCUGAGAAGAAGGAAACCAAGGAGGUCGAGGAAGGAAAGGAGAGCACUUGUGAGCCAAAACCAAAGGCCACAAAGACUCGUUGGUGGCGUCGGCUCCUCACAUGCUGCAAGAGAAAACAUCGGGUCGCUCCGGCUGCAACCAGCGACGAAGAAAAGGAGAAGAAAGAAGAAAAGAAGAUCAGAAGCUCUCCAGCCGGAAACUGUCACCUGGACGAGGUCGUGGCAUUCAGUGUCGCUGUUGAAGAGUUCCUCCAGUCAACUGAGUUGCCCAACCUCAACCCGUUGACGGUACAGCUCCUCCAUGCUCAGUUUAGCAGCACCAAAGGGAGUCAAGUUGGUGUUGGUGAUGGUGUCAGGGGGAGCACCAUCAACCACUUCGGCUUUCCAAAUCUUGGUCAGAGUUGUUACAUCAACUCCAGCCUGCAAAGCCUCCUCACGCUGGAGGACUUUGUCUCUGAUGUAAGCCGCCAAGAUUUGGUCUGGAGUUCAUUCCCUGAGGCCCGACUGAUGAGAACCUUCAUGGCCAUCAGAGAUGCCCGCGCGUCCACAAGCGCCCAAAGUAAAGUCCGCCUCCUCCGCUCAUUCAAGGAGGCGGUCUCUGCCCAGGCUCCAGAGUUCAGGGAUCAUCAGCAGAAAGACGCUCAUGAAUUCCUGACCUCGGUCCUGGACCAGAUGAGGAGCCUGUCUCCCCUGCUGCAGGAGACUGCUGCCAACAUGGGCACUAAGUACACGUGCCCUGUUGAAGAUCACCUGGUGUUCAAGAUGGAGAACACCAGGACAUGCAGCAGGUGUGGCGCUCAGUCCAGAAGGCAGGAGGAGUUCACUAACCUGUCUCUGGACUUGGUUCCUGGUGGCUCCGUGGAGAAGAUGCUGGAGGAGUACCAGAAGGAGACAGCGUUGGACUACAAGUGCGAGUGUGGAGGGAGCGAAUCGAGCCAGAAGCCGGCCUUUGAGACCCUGCCAAGUGUGCUCAUCCUCCACAUAAAGCGCUUCCGCUUCACCCCUUCCUGGCAGCUGGUGAAGGUGCGUGACCCCGUCAUGCUGACCAGGGAGCUGGUGGUGUCCUCCAAACAGGGUGGCAGCUGCUACAGCCUGGUCAGCACCGUCAGUCAUCUAGGGGCAUCAGGAGACAAAGGACACUACAUCUGUGACGGCGUCCAUCCUGAUGAGCGUCCGGACACGACAACUGACCGCUGGCUCACCUUCAAUGAUGCAGCGGUCAGUGAGACAACUGGCGUGUCCGUGUGUAGGGAGCGGCAGAAAUCAGCCUACAUCCUUUUCUACAAGAGACAGGUGUAGAACAGGGUGUAGGGCGGAAGGAGCAGCGACCUGAACGCACCAGGGGCCAAAUGAAGAGCGUGUGAGGAUCGUCAUCAUCCACUCCAGAGGAGCAGCUGCGGUAAGAGAGGAGAGAUGAUGGACGAGGAGCCGACGUGACCAGGAGCAGCCGGAGGAUCCCCCAGCCCAUAGGAGGAUGGGCCCCCCGAGAGCCUGGUUCCUCCCAAGGUUUCUUCCUCUCUGAGGGAGUUUUUUCUUGCCGCUGUCGCCUCACAUGCUGUGUUAAUACACCAGCAUCUGGCUUGCUCUCGGGGGACAACUGUAAAAAGAAAGCAAGGAGACCAAAGAGGUUGUGGAAGGAAAGGAGAGGUAAGAAACCUCAUCCUGAUUUUUUUUUUUUUACUAUCUCUUUUAGUUUAGUGAAGGAUUUUUCUGAGUAGUAUCGUAACACUGGUACCCAAUCUGGGGCUCAGGGCCCCUCUGAUGGGUCACAAGAUAAAGCAAAUGAUUAGUGACAAAGGACAGAAAGAAAAAAAUGAUUGUCCCACUACAUAAAUGUAUUUUCUAUGAUUUAUUCAUAUAAUGUAUUUCUCUUUAGCACUUGUGAGCCAAAACCAAAGGCUACAAAGACUCCUUGGUGGCGUCGGCUCCUCACAUGCUGCAAG